GGACAGAGACAGUGAUUCCCACUUAAGAUCUCACACAGUCACUGCGCGAGUGAGAGAUAUAGGCAUCUCAAAACCCUAGCUCCGCCGUCACCCUCUCCUCUCUCUCUCCGUCCUCUCUCUCUCUCUCCAUGCAUGCAUAAUUGCAUAUACACACACUCCUCUCUCUCUCUUUCUCUCUUCAUACACUUGGUUAGAUACUGCUCCGAGUUAAUCUUUACUUUCUCCAGCUGUUCCCUCUCUCUCCUCUCGCUUCCUUCACCAGUUUCUGCAAAUCUGUUUUCAACAUGGCUUAUCCGAUGAACCGCUGCGAAAACGCGAUUUCCAGUCUUCUUCUACCUCCCUCCAAAUCCCAUCCCUCAAACCCCAACUCUUUCAGCCUCUUUUUCUACCCUAAGAAGCAACCGUCUUUAACCAAUUCCUCGCUUUUGAAAUUGCACAACAGAGUGACCUGUUUGCAAAACGAGAAACCCGUUUCUGCAAUAGUCAGCGAUUCGGACAACGGGGUAGGGUUUGUAAAACCCCAAUUGGGCAAACGAACGGACAUAAAGAAGAUCCUGAUACUGGGCGCAGGGCCAAUCGUAAUCGGCCAAGCGUGCGAAUUCGAUUACUCGGGUACGCAGGCGUGUAAAGCCCUGAAAGAGGAAGGGUAUGAGGUUGUUCUCAUCAAUUCGAACCCGGCCACUAUCAUGACCGAUCCUGAGUUGGCUGAUAGGACUUACAUUGCUCCCAUGACGCCCGAAUUAGUCGAGCAGGUGAUUGAAAAGGAGAGGCCCGAUGCCCUGCUGCCCACGAUGGGCGGGCAGACGGCUCUUAACCUGGCCGUGGCAUUGGCCGAGCGAGGGGCGUUGGAGAAGUAUCAUGUGGAGUUGAUUGGGGCGAAGCUCGAUGCGAUUAAGAAAGCGGAAGAUAGGGAUUUGUUCAAGCAGGCUAUGAAGAACAUAGGGAUCGAGACUCCUCCUUCGGGUAUUGGGAAUACUCUGGAGGAGUGUGUUGAGAUUGCCAGUUGGAUUGGGGAGUUCCCUUUGAUUAUACGACCCGCAUUCACUUUGGGUGGGACGGGAAGUGGGAUCGCUUAUAACCGGGAGGAGUUUGAAUCAAUUUGUAAGUCAGGGCUUGCUGCUAGCUUGACCUCGCAGGUUUUGGUGGAGAAGUCUCUGUUGGGUUGGAAAGAAUAUGAGCUUGAGGUUAUGAGAGACUUGGCUGACAAUGUGGUUAUUAUAUGCUCGAUUGAGAAUAUAGACGCGAUGGGUGUUCAUACCGGGGAUUCGAUCACUGUGGCCCCUGCGCAGACCUUGACGGAUAAGGAGUACCAGCGACUUAGGGAUUACUCGAUUGCUAUUAUAAGGGAAAUAGGAGUUGAGUGUGGUGGUUCAAAUGUUCAGUUUGCGGUCAAUCCUGAAGAUGGAGAGGUUAUGGUGAUUGAAAUGAAUCCUAGGGUUUCGAGGUCAUCAGCUCUGGCUUCGAAGGCUACUGGUUUCCCAAUAGCAAAGAUGGCUGCCAAGUUGUCAGUAGGUUACUCGUUGGAUCAUAUCCCUAAUGACAUCACUAAGAAAACACCCGCCAGUUUUGAGCCUUCCAUAGAUUAUGUGGUGACAAAGAUACCUCGUUUUGCAUUUGAGAAGUUCCCUGGCUCUCAGCCAAUAUUGACAACCCAGAUGAAAUCUGUUGGUGAAUCCAUGGCCCUUGGCCGCACAUUCCAAGAAUCUUUCCAGAAAGCUGUUCGAUCUCUAGAAUGUGGCUACUCCGGAUGGGGUUGUGCGCAAGUGAAAGAACUAGAUUGGGAUUUGGAUCAAUUGAAGUACAGCCUUCGAGUCCCUAACCCAGAUCGCAUCCAUGCUAUAUAUGCUGCAAUGAGGAGGGGUAUGAAAGUUGAUGACAUUCACGAGCUCAGUUACAUAGAUAAAUGGUUCCUCACUCAGCUUAAAGAGUUAGUGGAUGCGGAACAAUACCUUAUGGCUCAUAGUUUGUCUCAGUUGACAAAGGAGGAUUUUUAUGAAGUGAAGAGGAGAGGUUUCAGCGAUAAGCAGAUAGCUUUUGCAACAAAAUCCCCUGAAAAAGAAGUUCGAUCCAGGCGUUUGUCUUUGGGCAUCACUCCAGCAUAUAAACGAGUUGAUACCUGUGCUGCUGAAUUUGAGGCUGAUACUCCAUAUAUGUACUCUUCCUACGACUUUGAAUGUGAGUCAGCUCCUACACAAAAGAAGAAGGUUUUGAUUCUAGGGGGAGGACCGAAUCGAAUUGGUCAGGGUAUUGAGUUUGACUACUGUUGUUGCCAUGCGUCCUUUGCCUUGCAGAAUGCAGGCUACGAAUCAAUCAUGAUGAAUUCAAAUCCUGAGACAGUAUCUACUGAUUAUGACACAAGUGACAGGCUCUACUUUGAACCUCUGACAAUUGAAGAUGUUUGCAACAUUAUUGACUUGGAACGACCAGAUGGCAUUAUUGUACAGUUUGGGGGUCAAACCCCCUUGAAACUUGCUCUUGGAAUCCAACAAUACUUAGAAGAGCACAAGCCUUUAUGUGCGAGUGGGACUGGGUAUGUUCGCAUCUGGGGUACAUCACCUGAUUCGAUUGAUGCUGCUGAGGACAGGGAAAGGUUCAAUGCAAUCCUACAGGAACUAGAGAUUGAACAGCCAAAAGGAGGAAUUGCCAAGAGUGAAGCUGAUGCGCUUUCAAUAGCUAUGGAAAUAGGCUACCCAGUAGUCGUCAGGCCUUCUUAUGUACUGGGUGGAAGGGCUAUGGAGAUUGUGUAUAGUGACGACAAACUUGUGACCUACAUUGAGAAUGCUGUUGAGGUGGACCCCGAUCGUCCUGUCUUGAUUGACAAAUACUUGUCAGAUGCAAUUGAGAUUGACAUUGAUGCGCUAGCGGACUCGCAUGGUAACGUUGUGAUUGGUGGAAUAAUGGAGCACAUUGAGCAAGCCGGGGUUCACUCCGGCGACUCAGCAUGCUCUAUUCCAACAAAAACUGUAUCCUCUUCAUGCUUGGAUAUUAUCAGGUCAUGGACUGUGAAAUUGGCAAAGAGGUUAAAUGUGUGUGGGCUCAUGAACUGCCAAUAUGCUAUUACUGCUUCUGGGAAGGUGUUUUUGCUUGAGGCCAAUCCGCGUGCAUCUCGUACAGUUCCUUUUGUGUCCAAGGCAAUUGGGCACCCGUUGGCUAAAUAUGCUUCUCUUGUUAUGUCAGGGAAAUCUCUUCAUGACCUAGGUUUUACCAAAGAGGUAAUACCUCAACAUGUGUCGGUUAAGGAGGCUGUUCUUCCAUUUGAAAAAUUCCAAGGCUGUGAUGUCUUUUUGGGCCCUGAAAUGCGUAGCACAGGAGAAGUGAUGGGAAUUGCCUAUGAGUUUCCAGUUGCAUUUGCCAUGGCUUAUCUUGCCACGGGACAGAAGCUACCUGUUUCUGGCACUGUUUUCCUUAGCUUAAAUGAAAUGACAAAGCCCCACCUUGCCACAAUUGCUAGGGCUUUUAUAGGACUUGGAUUUAGUAUUGUUUCGACUUCUGGGACGUCACGCUUUCUUGAAUUGGAAGGCAUUCCGGUAGAGCGAGUGCUGAAGAUGCAUGAAGGGCGUCCACAUGCUGGGGAUCUGAUUGCAAACGGGCAGAUUCAAUUGAUGGUGAUCACAAGUUCAGGUGAUUCGCUUGACGAGAUUGAUGGAAUGAAGCUGAGGAGGAUGGCUCUUGCCUACAAGGUUCCGAUAAUAACAACAGUUGCUGGAGCUCUGGCUACUGCAGAGGCUAUAAGGAGCAUAAAAUCCAAGACUCUGGAGAUGGUUGCCCUUCAGGAUUUCUUCGACGUUGGGAAGGAAAUAAGGACGAAGAAUUUGCAGGCUGCUUCUUCCUCUCUUUGAAACAAUGGAUAUCAUAACAAUUAGAGGAUCCGAGUGUCUAAAUGGAUACGGUUGUCAAACACAUCGACACAGGUACUUGAACCGAAAUAAAGGAUCCAUGUAAGCUAAAUUCUAAAUGUUACACCUGUGUGACUUAACAGACUUGAUUGCUUUCACCCCAGUUGGGGUUUGAGCAUAUUGUUCCUUUUUGUUCACUUCUGAAACUGCUCGGGCUUUACUCGUUUCUGUCAUUCUACCGUAAUUUUAAAUUUUUCUUUGCAAAA
This is a messenger RNA of Rhododendron vialii, 4102 nucleotides long. Its product is annotated as carbamoyl-phosphate synthase large chain, chloroplastic. NCBI's taxonomy places the organism in Eukaryota, Viridiplantae, Streptophyta, Magnoliopsida, Ericales, Ericaceae. Gene Ontology annotation, molecular function: ATP binding; metal ion binding. Gene Ontology annotation, cellular component: cytoplasm. The transcript has 4 exons. Gene Ontology annotation, biological process: L-glutamine metabolic process. The record is from RefSeq and is a predicted model, not a curated record. Bases 285 to 3839 code for a protein of 1184 amino acids.